Molecule: messenger RNA, 2652 nt
Organism: Sinocyclocheilus anshuiensis
Lineage: Eukaryota; Metazoa; Chordata; Actinopteri; Cypriniformes; Cyprinidae
Product: luc7-like protein 3
Exons: 10
Coding region: 109-1485 (458 amino acids)
Biological process (GO): mRNA splice site recognition
Cellular component (GO): U1 snRNP
Molecular function (GO): mRNA binding
Source: RefSeq, a predicted model, not a curated record
CGCGCUGCCAUUUUGUUGUUGAGAUCCGAGCAGGGACGCAGCACACGAUAUCCUGUAAAUGAACAAUAAUCAUCUCUUAUAGCGGGUCAGAAGUAAAGCCGAGGCACGAUGCUCUCUGCUGCCCAGUUACUCGAUGAGUUGAUGGGCCGGGACCGGAACCUGGCUCCGGACGAGAAGCGCUGUAACGUGCGCUGGGAUCACGAGACUGUCUGCAAAUACUACCUGUGUGGCUUUUGCCCCGCUGAACUCUUCACAAACACACGAUCAGACUUGGGUCCUUGUGAAAAAAUCCAUGAUGAAAACUUGAGGAAAAUGUAUGAGAAGAGCUCCCGCUUUAUGAAGGAAGGAUAUGAGCGAGACUUCCUGCGGUACCUGCAGAGUCUCCUGGCCGAGGUGGAGCGCAGGAUUCGGAGGGGCCAUGCACGUUUAGCCCUGUCUCAAGCCCAGCAGAACUCUGGAGCACCAGGUCCAUCUGGGAAGAACGAGGAGAAAUCUCAGGUCCUCACCACGAAGAUUGAGGAGCUUGUUGUUCAGAUUGAGGAGUUGGGCUCAGAGGGCCGUGUUGAGGAGGCGCAGGGCAUGAUGAAGCUGGUGGAGCAGCUGAAGGAGGAGCGGGAGCAGCUCAGUUCCACUCCUUCAACGAUUGAGAGCUUUGCAGCUCAGGAGAAGCAGAUGGAGGUGUGUGAAGUGUGUGGCGCUUUCCUCAUAGUUGGUGACGCUCAGUCCAGAGUGGAUGAUCAUCUAAUGGGCAAGCAGCAUAUGGGAUAUGCCAAAAUCAAAGCCACGGUAGAGGAGCUGAAGGAAAAGCUGCGUCGGCGCUCAGAGGAUCCGGAGAAGGAUGAGCGAGGCAAGAAAGAGAAGGAGGACCGGGAGCGUGAAAGGGAGGAGCGUGAGAAGAAACGCAAAGAGGAGGAGGAGAGAGAGAAAGAGCGAGAAAAGGAGAGGGAGAGAGAGCGGGAGAAGGAGAGGGAACGUGAGCGGGAGAGGGAUAGGGAUCGGGAGAGGGAACGGGACAGGGACAGGCGCAGGAGGAGUCACUCCAACAGCAGACACUCCAGCCGCGCGUCAGACCGCCGCAGGAGCCGCUCGAGAGACAGGAAGAGGUCCAGGAGUAAGGAACGUGACAGGAAGCGCAGCAGGAGCCGUGACCGAGAGAGGAGGCGCAGCCGCGAGCGCUCGGACAGGAAGCGACGGUCUCGCAGCAGGGAGAGGAGGAGGUCCCGCAGUUCUGAGCGCAAGAGCCACCGGCACCGCAGUCGCAGCAGAGACAGAGAAAAGGACAGAGGAGACAGAGACAAGGACAAAUCCUCUAGGGACAAAGAGCACAAGGACUCCUCAGAUGAGAAAAGGAGCAACAGAAAGGGCUCGGUUGAAAAGUCUAAUGAGCUCUCCAAGCCCGAGUCCAUGGAGGCUGAGCCUCCCAAAGCGGAAGUGAACGGCACCACGCAAGAGCUACAUUCUGAAGGUGACACACAGUCCAAUUAAAACUGAUCUGAUAGGACCUCAGAUCAGCCCCAGGUAAGUGCACCGUCCCGUCCGGCCCGGGUCUCUCCCCCUCUCCCCUUCCCCCCUUUUUCUUUCAGUUCUGUCUGUGAUUUUUCUUCCUGUUUUUUAAUAGUGCAUCGUAAGUAUGCACUGAAGAUGGGGACUAGGCUGAUGAAACGGAAGAAAGUAGAAAGAAACAAACCCAGAGGGAAAGGCCAGUGUAGCCCUGAAAAACAUGCUUGGAGGUACCUCGUUUUGUAUCGGUCAUACAUCUGUCUCUUUAGACAAGUUCUCUUCCAAAUUUACAUGUUUUUUUUUUUUUCCUAACUCUGCCUUUACUACCUCAAACUGUUAACUCUAUGCUCGCAGUAAGAUUAAACUAGUUGACUGAACUUUGUUUUUCACAUAUAAAAUGAUUGUGUGCUCAUAUGCAUGUACAUGCAUAAGCACACAGCAUUUUACCAUCUGAUGUCUAUAAGGUGUUAAUAAGAGGUCCAAAGAGUUCAUUCAACUGCAAUGAAUACAUAUGUAUUUUUUUUGUUGGAGUUACAUGGAUAUGUUGCACUUUUUAAUACCGUCUGUUCUUAAAGUUGAGAUCCGAUAGCUUUGGGAUGAUGGAAGUGUAGGGUUAAUGAAUUAUUGCAGCUGAUUUCCACACCUCACACAGCGUUGGUGUUGUGAGCGACCCCCCCCCCAUGAAAAGCCAAUUUAAAAAUCAAGGAUACUGUCAAUCUGUGCAGGUAUUCACCAAAGGUACUCCUUUCACUACCCACAUCCAUUUGAAUGCUGUUGCCUGUGAACGUGUCUCAGAGCUUGAUGUUUAUUUACCCUAUCUCUUUUCUCCCAGUUUUAAAUGUUCUCAGUUUUGCUUUCUGUUGGUUUCAAGUGCCAAUGGUUUACUCUACGCCAUAACGGGUGGAUGUCAGGUUUACAGAUGAGCCCAAUUGAUAUCCCACAGUAACCUAUCAAACCAGAUCAAGCUCAAAACAGUUCUUUCUCCUUGUUUGUGUCGCUUAUUUUAAUUUUGCCUGUUCGGUAACCAGUUAUAGGUUUGAAUUAGGGCUGGGUGAUAUAGCUAAGCAAACGUAUGUCAGUUCAUCUUAUUGGUAGGGAUGUAACGAUUCACUCCACUCGCGAUUCGAUUCACGGUUUUGAUUUCACGAUACG